AUGCUUCUGCUCGCGCUCACCUUAACUGCCGCCAAUCUGAUUUUUGGAGCUGUUUGCAUGCCUCUGUCCGACCAGGGGCCCCACAUCGCCCACAGCUGGGGCCAGGUGGUCCGGUUCAGGCACCUGUAUGCCGCCAGGCCCGGACUGCACCUGCUGAUCGGCGGGGAUGGACAGAUCCACGGCUCUGCGCACCAGACUCCAUACAGCCUGCUGGAGAUCCGCUCAGUGGAUCCGGGCUGUGUUGUCAUCAGAGGAGUAGCAGCUGCACGGUUUCUCUGCAUAGAGGGCGAUGGACGGCUCUACUCAUCG
Messenger RNA from Plectropomus leopardus (leopard coralgrouper), 309 nucleotides. The record is from RefSeq and is a predicted model, not a curated record. NCBI's taxonomy places the organism in Eukaryota, Metazoa, Chordata, Actinopteri, Perciformes, Serranidae.